This is a messenger RNA of Dermacentor andersoni, 798 nucleotides long. RefSeq names its product mitochondrial ribosomal protein S11 (gene mRpS11). NCBI's taxonomy places the organism in Eukaryota, Metazoa, Arthropoda, Arachnida, Ixodida, Ixodidae. The record is from RefSeq and is a predicted model, not a curated record. Gene Ontology annotation, biological process: translation. Gene Ontology annotation, molecular function: structural constituent of ribosome. Gene Ontology annotation, cellular component: ribosome.
CGUGACCUCUGUCCUGCCCCAGAAGCGUUAGAGUUCGGACGUGUGUUGCUUGUCGUCGUCAGGUUUGGGAGCGCAUUUCUUGGGAAUGUCGAGGUUAAAAUACGCUUUAAACAUUGUUCGCGACGUAGUCUUGAGUUCAAAGUUGUGCGGAAGUAACUUAGCGCUUGGUGCACGUGCGGCGACAGCUGUACGUGCCCAAAGUCCGCUCCGAGCUCUGUGCACAACAUGUCUGCUUCGCAAAGCCGAGGACAGGAAGGCAAUGAUGGCGUCUCUGCCCAAGAAAGACGAAGGCACGGUCGGGGAGAAAUUGGUCGACAUCGAUCCGUCGCACGAGAGGUGGUCCAUGUUUCCAGACGAAGACACGCCCAGUAUGAUGGUUGACGGCGUUCCUUUUCGGGACCUUCCAAUCUGUCACAUCAAGUGCAGUCUGAACAACACAUUAAUGACGCUCACUGACUCAUCAGGGAAGUGCCUUACAAGAAAAUCGGGUGGCACUGAAGGAUACAGGAAUGCCAAGAAGGGCACCACAGUUGCCGCCCAAGCUGCAGCUCUCAGCUUCAGCCAUGUGGCCCAGCUGAGGGACAUCAAGAACAUUCGGGUUAUUGUCAAGGGCCUUGGACCCGGCAGGCUGGCAUCCAUCAAGGGUCUCCAAAUGGGCGGCCUCACCGUAAUUUCUAUCACCGACAGAACACCGGCUCCCGAGAAGUGUCCAAGACCACGCAAAGCGAAGAGGCUUUGACGUAUGACUGACCAUGCUGUACCAAUUAGUGCUGUAAAUAAAAUAUGAAUUAGACAAUG